ACCGCUUUCGCAGCCCACAUCUCUCAGACCCUCUACACUCCAGCUUCACCGCAGUCUACACGAAGCAGUUCCAUCAUGUCAGGCCGCCAAGGUGGUCGCGGAGGUGGGAAAAUACUCCUCCCGCCGAUCAACUUUAUCUUCAAGCUCCUGCAAUCCCGCCAACCCGUGUCGAUCUGGUUAUAUGAGCAACUCGGUAUCAGAGUGGAGGGAAAGAUCAGGGGAUUCGACGAGUUUAUGAACCUCGUAAUCGAUGAUGCGAUCGAGGUGAAGCAAGCAACGAAGACGGAAGGCGAGUCGCGGCGACCACUUGGUCAAAUCCUCCUCAAGGGCGACAACGUAUCGCUCAUCCAGCAGUUGUCUUGAUGGGCUGCGUAGACUGC
Mytilinidion resinicola is the source of this 380-nucleotide messenger RNA. Its product is annotated as putative small nuclear ribonucleoprotein SmE. The record is from RefSeq and is a predicted model, not a curated record. The transcript is spliced from 5 exons. Gene Ontology annotation, cellular component: precatalytic spliceosome; U1 snRNP; U5 snRNP. Bases 76 to 363 code for a protein of 95 amino acids. Gene Ontology annotation, molecular function: RNA binding. Gene Ontology annotation, biological process: spliceosomal snRNP assembly; mRNA splicing, via spliceosome. NCBI's taxonomy places the organism in Eukaryota, Fungi, Ascomycota, Dothideomycetes, Mytilinidiales, Mytilinidiaceae.